CAGUGGCGUGGUCGGCCGGGCAGGCGAUGGAGCGCUGGGUGGCGGCCGGCUGGUCGGGUUGGGUCGGGUUGUGGCGGGCCGGCUGGGCCGGCUGGCCCGCCUGGGAGCUGCUGGCCGCUUGCGCCGUCAUCGGCGCGCUGGGUUGGCUGCUGCGGUUGCUGGAGCGAGGCCCGCGCGGGGGGCGAGGCCUGAGGCCCAGCGCGACGCCUCGGGCUCCGUCUCCGCCGCCUCCCGAGGAGAGGCCUCCGCGCUGCCUCGACAGCUGCGACGGAGGGAGGAUAACAAUGGAUGAGAUCUUCUCCCGACUAAAACAACUGACCCCCGAUGAGCUGAGAGAAGAAAUUGUCAAAGCCGGCCUGAAGUGCGGGCCCAUCACGCUGACCACCAGGUCCAUUUUUGAGAAAAGAUUGGCCCAGGCUUUAUGGGAACAGCAAGGACCUUUGGAGGCCACGGCUCCCGUUUACAACGGCGUCCCGGGAACGGCGGCGGCUGACGGGAACCAGCCAGAACCUGGGAAAACGAACGGCCACCUGGCCUCCCCCGAGGAGGGCGAUUUUGGCUACGGCAUGGGUCUGAACCCCCCCGAGGAAGAAGCCCUGAUGCGGGAAGCGAACGGCUCCCCUUUUCGCUCCCAGAUUCCCUCCAAAGAGCCUCUGCUGUAUUAUGGGGUGUGCCCGGUAUAUGACGACAUCUUGACUAGAAAUGAAAGGGUACAUGUCUAUGAGGACAAAAAGGAAGCCUUGCAAGCUGUCAAAAUGAUUAAGGGGUCACGUUUUAAAGCUUUCUCAAACAGAGAAGAUGCAGAGAAAUUUGCCAAAGGCAUAUGUGAUUACUUCCCGUCUCCAAACAAGUCUACCAUCUCUCUGUCUCCUGUCAAAGUCUCUUCGGUCUUCAGUAGAGAUGGUUUGUGCUCUCCUGAACUGGAAACGGUCAGUAAAGAAAGAGCCAACAGUUACAAAAGCCCUCGUACCCAGGAUCUGACUGCAAAGCUUCGGAAAGCUGUGGAGAAAGGAGAUGAAAGUGCUUUCUUAGAACUCAUCUGGAGUAAUCCCCGCUAUCUCAUCGGCUCCGGAGACAAUCCUACGAUUGUCCAGGAGGGGUGUCGCUACAACGUCAUGCAUGUGGCAGCUAAAGAGAAUCAACCUGGCAUUUGCCGGCUGCUGUUGGACACUCUGGAAAACCCAGAAUUUAUGCGGCUGAUGUAUCCUGACGACGACACCGUGAUGUUGGAGAAGCGUAUAAGUUACAUAGCGGAUCUUUAUCUGAAUACGCCGGAUAAAGUGGGAUUUGAUACACCGCUGCACUUUGCUUGCAAGUUUGGGAAUCCAGAUGUGGUCGGCGUCCUUGCUUCCCAUCCGGGCAUUGUAAAGGAUCCGAAAAAUAAAUACAAUCAAACCCCAGCAGAUGUGAUCUGUGAAAGAAGCAAAAAUAAAGCGGCGGAUCUGAAAACAAAAAUUAGGGAACAUUUGGAAGGUCAGUGUUAUGUGCCCCUCUUCAGAGCGGAAGAUAAUGCCACGGCACCUGUGAUUGCAGCCCCCUGGUCCCCGGAUCAAACCGAGAGCAGCCCACUCCCGUCUUUGCCCAGAUUCUUCGGCAGCCCCAAAGACCCUCUGCUGACAGUGAGGGCUUACGCAGGGCCACUGAGUCCUUCCAAGGCAGAAGAUUUCCGCAGGCUUUGGAAGACCCCACCCCGAGAGAGGGCGGAAUAUUUUUACCACCUCCGAAAAUCUGACUUGGAAAGAGGGGUCGAACGAGUUGGAAGGGAGUUAGCUCAUGAGCUGGGGUUCCCGUGGGUUGAAUACUGGGAAUUUCUGGGCUGUUUUGUUGAUCUGUCUUCCCAGGAGGGGUUAGGACGGCUAGAAGACCACCUGAGUCAACAGCAGGAAAUGAGCAAUAAUGCUCAGCUAGAGAAAGGGAAAAACGAGGCCCACAACAGAUUCACUCCACAGUCUUAUGGUAAAAGUAAAAACUGCAAUUCUGUCUCCGUUGGAGCGUUUCUCGACGAUGACGACAUGAGUUUGGAAGAGGUAAAAAACAGGCAAAACGCGGCCAGGAACUACAGCCCCGUUCUAGCACCCAACGAACCGACCAUCGCUAGCUUUGAAAGCUCCAAGUGCGACAUUCUCUCCAUCGAACACACGGGGACGAUCCUGCCGAGGACAAAAGCCUCCCUCCGGACGGCCGAAAAAGGGGACCCCCUGGGUAAAAACGGCUAUUGCAGUCCGGCCACGAGCGACGAUAGGACAGGAUCCCACAGGAGGCCUCCCAGCCAGGAAGGAAGCUUUCAGUCCCCCGUUGCCAAUUUAAUGGAGAAAUUUGACCAGCUCUCUUGCCAGGAUGCGGCCGUGACGAGGGAAUGCUCAGCGGGCAAGGCCAGCCAGAGGGCGGCCAAAACGUGGAAAUGUCAGGAGCAGGUACCUAAAAUGGGUUCCCCCUUGUUGAAGACAGGAGGAGCUGCCAGGAAGAACAAAAGCAGGAAGGAAGACGGGGACCCCCAAGAGGCAGAGGGACCCUCAGCCGAAGCCGAGGUCAGAUCUGGGGAGAGGAAGCUGCCGUUCGCUUUGGAAUCGCCGCCCGAGAUGUCCGUUCCUGGUUUACUAAAAACACCUCCCUCAAAUGGGAAAACCAAGCAGAUGUUCCUUCUAGGCGAUCAACCAUCAAAAUGGGACAACGACGUGUUAACAGCAUUACUCGGAGUCGAGGUCGAUCCCCAGAGAUACCCGGCUAUUUACCAGUGGAGCAAGUCCGUGCAGGCCUAUCCCGUAUCUGAACGGCAAAGGUGGUCCAGCCCUUCCCUGAAAAGACUCGCCAAGGGCCAAGCCACCCCCAGCCCUGCCAGGAAUUUUCCAUACUUCAGCCCAGGAAAGAACAGCCCCGGGAAGUAUAACGCCGCGGCCGGCUUCUCUCCGGAUUUAGGGAGCCCGGGUCGGUAUACGCCAGCGUACGUAAACAUCCUUCUGUCCAAGAGGCAACAUUUCUCAGGACUGCCCAAUCAUUAGGGUGGGGGGUCAGCCACCCUGGCCGUGAAAAUGUUGGAAGUGAAGAAAAUUUGGGAUGGUGGAAGCCUUUGAUGUGACCACUUUUUUAUUUAUUUAUUCUUGGAAGAGGGGGCUGCUGGAAAGGGGUGGGUGGGUGGGGGGGAAUCAUUCCAUUUACCUUACAAGUCAGAGUCUUGUAAAGUAAGGAAGUUUGAAAAGGCCUCUGAGUGGGAAGCCUCAAUUUCCAAGUCUAGGAAUCCGUGGAUAGAAGUGGUGUUUUUGGACCAGUCUUGAGGUCCAGUCUACCUAUAAUUUUCUCUUUCUCAUACUCACUUUCAGUCUCUGUCUUCCUCUAUUUCUUUCUGUCUCUCUCUCUCAAUCUUUUUUUUCCAAUCUCUUUCCGUCUGUCUUUAUUUCUCUCUCAAUCUCUUUCUCUCACUCCGUCUCUCUCUUUCUCCCAAUCUCUCUCUCUCUCUUAUAUUGGGAUCCUUGUGACUGUAACACCUGUAAAGAGAAUUCAGCUAUCACAACCCAUCUUCCAGUCAGGCUGAGGCACGAAUAAGUCACUUUAAUCCCAGGGGAUACGAGCACAGAGUCCUGGUUUGCGGUCUGGUUUAAUUAGGAUCGUUAAGCAUGAAGGAGUCACUAUGCAGAAGCUUUAAGAGAAGCUAAUGAAAGUUAUAAAUAACACAAGUGAAACCUCCCCAAACACACACACACCAAUUGCCCUUUGUUUCUGGUUUGGGGGGAGCAGACUUUGCAGCUUCCACAGAAAGCAUUUUCCUUACACAGCUAAGUUUAUCAUUGCAUCUCAUGGGACCGUAUAGCAUCGAUAUCCGCUAGAACAGAUUACAGCUAUUUUGCUGUUACUUUAAAUCCCACGCUGUUUGCAAUGACGGCUAAUUUCUGAGUUUCCAGCAUUUGAGAAUAAACCUGCCCAAGUUAUGCUUAUUAUUCACCGCAGGCCAUUUUUUUAUAGCCCAUACUGCAAAGGAUCUCUUGUGCAAUUGGAGAUAACCUGCACAGCAGGAAAGGGGGGAGAGACACAAAAUGGAAGAAACUCUUAAAUCAUAGGGCUUGAAGAGAUUGGUUGGGGGGGGGGGAGUUAUUUACUGCACACUAACUUGAAAUAAUCACAGCAUCAGGAACUGCACCGGUCGUUUCCUUAUCCAUGUGUAACCAACAUUUUAUAUGCCACCUGUGUGAUGUUUUUGGUACUAAAACCUCAGAAGUACACUCAAGACUCUUCCAGUUUUAUUACUGCCUUUUGUAACUUUUACGUUUUGGUAUUUCUGUCUUGCUUUUCAAGGGACAGUGUUCCCUUAUAUAUUAAAACACAUUUUAACUUUCCACUUUUGCAGUUUUUAUAGUUUAAAAGAUUCCGGAGAAGUACUGUAACCAUCUUAUUUAUUUUAUAUUAUGUGAGAUAAAUGUCCUAUACGUAAAACAAAAAAUUACAAAUUGAUUUAAGGACCAUUUGGAAUCGAAAACCAGCUUUGGGAGAUGGGUCUCCCUUUGGUCACCCAGCUUUUGCUAUCGGCAUCGUUCUCCAGAAUGUAUAAAACCUGUCCAGGUUUGUACUAACCGACAUAUCAAAGUUAACUUCUCAUAAGCCCUAAAGACUAAUGGGUGUUGGGGGGGGGGGAGAGGAAUGCGCCAAAAUUCUGUAGUGCAGUGUUGAGAUAAAAAGGCAGUUUCGAAAAAUCCUUUAGCGUAGCAGUUUCUGAAAUUCAGCCUUUGUGCUUAAAAGUGCCCUCUGCGCGUUACACCUUGUCUACAUAAAUGGUACAAAGCCAGAUAGGGCUAUUGUAGACAGCUAGAGGUCUUGUGUAAAGCUUACUCCACAGUAUAAAGGAAAGUAUUCAUUCCUGCUUAGCCACUGCAAAUUAUUAAAACCUGUAGGCGACUGACCAAUUUCCUUUGCUUUGUUAAUACUUUUGUACUCAAAAAAAAGGUGUUUCUGGAGCACAGCUAUUCAGUUAAUACUUUUUGUUGAGAUGUCUGAAGUCAAAGAAUUGCUCUUGAAAAUAUUGUCUAAAAUGGACGUGUGUAUUUUUUUCCCCCGUCAAUGUGUUAAUGUGAAUUUUAAACAAGCUUAUUAAAUUUUGUUUAUUUAAAAACUGUCUUUUCUCCAUUAAUCAGUGGUUGUUGGUAGAAGACAGCUGUACAGGCAUAAUCCCAUUCGACUCAGCCACAAAGCUUAGAUGCUGAAAAGGAUCAGGCAAUUUUAAAAACUCCUUUGAAGUACAGCCUUUCAAAUCUCCAAAGUGUGUAAGAUGAGAAACACAACGGAUGACUAAGGCAUUGUUAAUGACAUGCAGCUUACAUGCUCCAAGCCUUUUUAGUAUCUGGCCCAAAGCAGCAGCUGAAAUUAACUGGGAUACAAUAUUUCAUAAUGCCUCUUUAUUUUCAAUUCCACUUUCCCACCAACGAAAUAAAAGCGGAUGACGCACUGCGUAAGUAGCAAAAACCCAGACAAAGGUCACGCUUCUAUUUUUUUGCCUUAAGUAAAACUUGGUAUUCAAUCUCAGAAUUGAAAUCUUCACUUAAAAAAACAAAAACUAGGCACUCUCAUUUUAAAGCAGUCUCAAGUGAAAAUCAAACUCAGUUUUUAUUUUCGCAGGUAAAAGACAAAUAGAAAUAACUUACAUGUACCGGCAUGGAUUGACACAGAUCCACCAGUGCCUUUUUCCUGACCACAGAGUAACCCCCAACACCCUAGCUACUCUCAUUUCGGCAAUCCCACAAGCGGCAAGAUAACAAGAUUCAGGAGCACUGAAUCUGUCCAGAAGUGGCAGUUGCUGGCCAAGGGUUCAGCUUCCCCCCCUCUUCCCCCCAUAAAAAUUAUAUUUCGCUCUAAGAAGUAAGCGUAGGAAUGCUAUGGUCCCAUCGGAGCCCGGUUUGGAAAAGGAGGCGGCUUUGGAACCGGGACCAUCUGACAGGGAUGGCACAUCUCCCUUGGCAUGUUUGGAGAGGCCAGCUGCCGAGGAGAUGCUGGGGGUGGUGGUCCACCAGACAGAGAGCUGCCUGCCUUCAUAGGCACGGAGCAGAUCCCCCUCUGAUAAGGAAUAGCUGCCUCCUCCACUGAUCCAAGGGCACGGAGACAAGCCCAGAAAAGGGCUGCAAGGUUACUCUCACAAAGAAUACCUAUCUGGACUGGAGUGACUUAAGGAGAAGCCGUGGGGAGUUGGUCCUUGCCAAGAACUAUUGUUUGUUUUGGCUUGCACUCCUCCCAGGUGCUCAGAAGACUGGCUCUUCAGCUUUUUGUCUUGGACCUUGCCUUGUCUUGUCUUGUGGACUGCGUUUGGCCUUUGCUUCGCUGGGCCUUUGGAACGGCUUCUGGUCUUGGACUUUUUCACCCCGAGGACUGCCCUGGUCUUGUGCCUGGACUCUGCCUUAUGGACUGGACUUGGAACGCUGGACCUUGCUCCUACUCUGUGGGCUUUCUUGGUACUAGAGUAUGGGGACGGAGCCCUUACCAACAUUUAUUGAGAGCAAUAAAGGACUCUCUAGAGGCCUGCCUUGACCGCCUGGGUCACAACACGGAAGGACGAACUCUGCGCGCUAGAGGAACAGAGCAGAUUAUCCUUCCUUCUAAUUUGACGGUGCUUUAGUGGGAGCAAAUGGAUAAAUGGUAACCUGUAAUAAUUAUUAACGGCCGGGAAACCUAAGAAAAGCUCCUAUUUAGGGUUUCUUUGUUUAUUUUUAGGAAUAGACCCUUGUA
Molecule: messenger RNA, 6702 nt
Organism: Crotalus tigris (Tiger rattlesnake)
Lineage: Eukaryota; Metazoa; Chordata; Lepidosauria; Squamata; Viperidae
Gene: ANKLE2
Product: ankyrin repeat and LEM domain containing 2
Exons: 13
Coding region: 27-2999 (990 amino acids)
Biological process (GO): negative regulation of phosphorylation
Cellular component (GO): endoplasmic reticulum
Molecular function (GO): protein phosphatase 2A binding
Source: RefSeq, a predicted model, not a curated record